AUGUUCCUGUUGUCAGGGGUUUGUUUUAUGGUUUCGGUAUUGUCAGGGGUGCAAGCUAAAUGGGUGGAAGGCAGGAUCGAUACCAAAGAUAACUGGGCAUUCCUCGCUCGUUUUUGCUUCCUCUCCCUAGAGGGGCAGUUCGAGUACCUCAUAGAAUAUGACAAGGAUGCUGGUAUACCUAACCUCCUGCUGUAUUAUGAUGAUGAUUCUCAAUGGCCGUCCGUUUACCAUAGUAGUAAGACCUGCAAACAGAGAGAGGAGGUAUUGAACAGAGCUGGACAGAACCAGAUCAUCAGACUAUCACACUGGUACCCAGACACGGAGUACUCAGGAUGUAUUAUCACGAAACAUAAUAAGGAGUUACCAGCUGCCAAGAGCACAACAACACCAAAAGCAACAGAUCCGCCGAAAAAACCCAAAAAUUCGACCAAACUGACACCUCCAGAACCGUCAUACUAUGACCAAUUUUUGAAAACAACCACUCGAGACCCAAAAGCUAUUACAGACCCUAAUACCAACACCACAUGGUUCGAAUUGCUACCAACUGAUGGGAAUUUUACUACUAUGACUCCUGAAGAUGAAUUAUGGGAGAGCAUUGCGCCUGGAAACGGCAGCCAUCUUGGAAACUUGAAGGAUGAUGUUGAAAUUCUUUUUGAGAAUGGAAAUCGGAGUGGGCAUAAAAUAAAAAGAUCACUAGACCUCUACGAGCGAUACCGACGACGUCGUUUAAACGCUGAACCGAAAGCCCUUGCAAGUCAGAGCGAGAAGGAGCACUUGAUGGUCACCUGUCACAACUCUAGGAGAUUCAGAUCAGCUAGGGAGCGAUGGUGGUUCAUUGCCAUCAGCAAUUGUGAGAGUAAUAAGGGUCUGGACAUCCGAUAUAAAUUCUUGAUGACCAACGGGCAGAUGGUGACUUCUGGCAUGAACACUUCUCUGCGGACGAAUUUUAUGUUUUACCAGUACUCCUAG
Spodoptera littoralis (African cotton leafworm) is the source of this 969-nucleotide messenger RNA. NCBI's taxonomy places the organism in Eukaryota, Metazoa, Arthropoda, Insecta, Lepidoptera, Noctuidae. The record is from the annotation of a GenBank genome assembly.